AAGUUGAGAACCUGAACUCAGCCACUUCUCCAGUCAGCCAGACAUCCAGACUCAGUCCACCUGGAGACCCUUAUCCGUAGCGAAACAUUACUCCGUGACGCUUUCGCUUGUUCGUACAAGGAUUUAAACACCAGCUUUUCCGCCGUAUAUAAAAAUGAUGAUGGCUCCGGCCAGAGUCGCGUGGCUCCUGCUGGCCCUGGCAGCAACAACGGCGCAGUGCCAUGUCGCCAAGAGGCAGGUCGACACUUCCAACAUACCCGACGACGUCCUCAUCGCCUGCUUCGCCGCUCUGGCGGACGGGAAGGAAUGCAGUAAUAUCGUCCCGACGCCGACGCCGAAGCCGGAGAGACCUGGGUGUCGGUGCGUCAAGCAGUGGGAAUGCCUGGACGAAACUGGACCAUCAAUCACGACAGACACCGGAAUCCUAACCCUGGUCAAUGUCCGCUCGAUCUGUCCCGAAUCCUUCGAGACCUGCUGCACCAACGUCAACCCCAACCCUCCCGAACGACCCCCAACACCAGCGCCGCCUACCUCGCAGGCUUGUGGUCAGCUCAGGCCGCAGGGCGUGUCCUCCACUUUCGUCGGUUUCACGGACAAACAGGCGCAGUUCGGACAGUUUCCUUGGAUGGCCGCCGUCAUGAACACCCAGGUACCCGGAACGAAUGGCGCCAAUGUUUAUGUUUCUGGCGGUUCUCUCAUUCACCCUGGAGUAGUCCUGACAGCUGCUCACUACAUGGCAGAAUUUGUCAACAGUCCAGGGAAACUGGCUGUCCGCCUAGGUGAAUGGGACUUCAAGGUUCCGUCCGAGCCCGUUCCCCACCAGGAAGCCAAAGUCACACGUGUGGCUAUUCAUCCUAAUUUCGUGCCUAACCAGUUGACACAUGACGUGGCCCUGUUGUUCCUGGAUCGUGAGGUGCCGCUUGGUUCAACUAUUGGCCUCAUCUGCCUUCCAGAACCAUUUGAGACAUACAACAGUAACGAAUGUUACGGCUCCGGUUGGGGCAAAGAUGUUUUUGGCAGAGAGGGCAAAUACCAACAGAUCCUGAAGUCCAUAAAACUCCCGAUGGUUCUGAACGCCCAGUGUCAGAGUGCUCUGCGCAACACUCGCCUUGGGGCAACCUUCAACCUUCACAAAUCCUUCGUGUGUGCUGGAGGCCAACCAGGAGUCGACCUUUGCACUGGAGAUGGAGGCUCACCGCUGGUUUGCCCUAAAAAGGACGGCUCCGGCUAUGUACAGACUGGUGUGGUCGCCUGGGGCAUCGGAUGUGGCGAAAACGGCAUACCCGGAGUUUACGCUUCUGUCAGCGAAGCCGUGCCCUGGAUUGGGCAGGAACUUCUCGCCACUCAUAACUUUGAUGUGCGACGGGGGCCAGCUGGGAAGUAGGCGUUUAGGAUGAAUGAAGAAGUGUAGGGGAAACGGAACAGAAAAGGUCUCUCUCUCUCCUUUGUGAACUACAUUGAAAGAUUACGCGAAACAUAUUCCUGACGUUGAAGACAUCUGACGUCUUUUGAUAAUGGAAGUUCUCUCUUCCCAACCGCCUCUCUCUCUCUCUUUUUCUGAAUUUUUGCUUACACGGAGGGUAAGGGACGAUAUAGAUAUCUGCUGAUAUAAGGGUAGACUUUGGCACUAAUACGUUUGUCGACUGUUGUGGGAGAGACAGAAAAGAAUAACAGUAAUAAUAAAGCCACUUUGAUGACACGAUUGCUGUUCCUGUGAACAACUAAUAUCUCUUGGAAUAGUUUCAAUUUUCAUUCUAUGUCAGUUUUCUUUUCAUGAAGAGACGCGAGUGUUCGUUACUUCGUCAAAAUGCGUACCACCAAAACGGAAAGGCCUCGACGAGGUAAUCCUCUUCCUCUCUUAUACAGCAGACAGAAAAAGUACGAUGUACGAUAGGAAAUGAUGCACAGAGUCUUCAUGAAAAGAAGACUGAAAUAAAAUGAAGACUGAAACUAUUCUAAGAGACGUUAGUCACAGGAACAGCAAUCGUGUCAUCAAAGUGCCUUUAUUAUUAUUAUUAUUAUUUUAUUAUUAUUAUU
Macrobrachium nipponense is the source of this 2037-nucleotide messenger RNA. Its product is annotated as phenoloxidase-activating factor 2-like. Gene Ontology annotation, molecular function: serine-type endopeptidase activity. The coding region runs from base 155 to 1384 and encodes 409 amino acids. Gene Ontology annotation, biological process: proteolysis. The transcript has 7 exons. The record is from RefSeq and is a predicted model, not a curated record. Lineage: Eukaryota; Metazoa; Arthropoda; Malacostraca; Decapoda; Palaemonidae.